Peronospora belbahrii is the source of this 750-nucleotide messenger RNA. The record is from the annotation of a GenBank genome assembly. Lineage: Eukaryota; Oomycota; Peronosporomycetes; Peronosporales; Peronosporaceae.
AUGCGUUCUUUUCGCCGUUUUGGUGCUAGCGAGGCAAUCCGCCACGAUCGAGAGCCAGGGUUUACGUCGGAUUUCUGUCGGGCGUUUAGUCGCAUGUUGGGCCAGCGUCAACAGGCUACCAUGGCCUGUCGACCUCAGGAAAAAAAAACGUAUUGGGACGAGUAUGCAGAACGGCUGACGUUUGCGAUGAACACCGCGCAAGACCGAGUCCGGAAGGAGACGCCGUUCUAUCUGGUCCAUGAUUGGGAUGAUAGAACCACCCUCGAAGCUACAUUACAUGUAAUAAAUACGCGACGUCGAGAAUUUGGGCCGCGCAGAUGGAGAUAUCACAUUCAGCAACACUAUCAGCGGGUGAUAGCCCAGGUGAAUGAGAAUCUACGAGCGGCCAGUCAAGCUCGGAUCCUAGCUCAUAACGAAGGGGUGGUUGACCACAAGAUCCAGCCGGGAGCUCAAGUGCGGCUAUACCUGGACCGCGUGAAAGAAGGGUUGUUCCCUGUGGUACAUCUAUCCAAACUCAAGAGGAUUAGAGAGUUUUUCGACAGACCGAGUACCGCGUUAGAGACGGACGAAAUAGGUCGGGUCGACUUCGAUGAAUACCUGUUGCCGGAGGACACUUGGGCAAGAGAGCUGGAAGAAGGAGAGUACGAGGUCGAGGAAAUUUUGGAAGCCUGCACUGGAAAGAGAACACUCUACGAAAGACAACAACGAAAGCUCCUCGUCCGAUGGAAAGGGUAUGCAGACCCCUACUGA